UACUGGGAUGAUCGCUACGAGAAUGACCAUGCAGAAGGCUAUGACUGGUUCAAGACCUUUUCUGAGAUCUCUUCUGUCUUGACACCUCACCUGACUGCUACCUCCAAGAUACUCGUGCUUGGCUGUGGUACCUCGACGCUCUCUGAAGAACUUUGGCGAAGCGGCUACAAGCAUGUCACUUCUGUAGACUUUUCACCACGUUGUAUAGAGCUCAUGCAGCAACGACAUGCUGAUAAACCCGAAAUGCUCUGGGAUGUAGGCGACGUGCGAUCGCUGGAGGCAUAUCCUGAUGCCUUCUUUGAUGUGGUCAUUGACAAGGGCGUCAUGGAUGCCAUGCUGGAUGGUUGUUCCCUGUGGGAUCCACCAGAGGAUGUCAAGGCUAACUGCUUUCAAGAGAUUGAAGCCUCUGCCCGAGUACUGCGACAAGGUGGCAAGUUCAUCAUGAUCUCAUUCAGGCCAGGCCAUCUA
Molecule: messenger RNA, 468 nt
Organism: Protomyces lactucae-debilis
Lineage: Eukaryota; Fungi; Ascomycota; Taphrinomycetes; Taphrinales; Protomycetaceae
Product: S-adenosyl-L-methionine-dependent methyltransferase
Exons: 1
Molecular function (GO): S-adenosylmethionine-dependent methyltransferase activity
Source: RefSeq, a predicted model, not a curated record